GUGUUAUUCACACCCUCAUUCUAGGUGGCGCCUCCACGAUCACUAAUCCUGCAUGUGCUUCUCUGCGCCCCUCUUGCACGGGUGGCGCUCUUGCAUUGUUUUGAAGGCGGCUCUGCUCCUGCGCAGCCCCUUUGACAAUCUGCAGGGUCUGCGCAGACUCUGAGUCCAGAGAUGCGUCUCCUCUGUUGUCAGAUCCGGCUGCGGUCACGCAGGUUGCCGAGCUUGGACAGGGUGUGCGCGCAGACCAGUGUCGUUAAACGUGGGACCUGCGCAGACUCUCAAAAGGCUGCGCGCCAUGAACGCGCCCAGCGGCUUUGGAAUUGAGCAUGCGCAUUAGAAAGCAGAGCCGGUGGAAACUGGCGCCAUUUCGGAUCGGCGCGGUGUCAGCAUUGCAUAGAACACAGCGCGCAAAGAGCCAACAUGGAGAACUCUGCCAUCCAGCUUCAUAACCGCGUCGAGCCGCCCUCGCUUCCACAGGGAGGCCAGCCAAGGAUACGCGCCGAAUCAUCCAGGCACGCCUUCUGCUGGGACGCUUUCAUUACAGCUCCGGACAGAGAGAGGGCUGCUUUGUGUACCUGGAGAGAGGUGGCUGCAGGCGCUGCUGAUUUGCCGAGACCAGUCUGCCACUAAAACCAGUGAAGAUGGACGUCAGUGUCUCCGUGUCGUUCUUUCAAGAGCAGCUCGCCUCUCCCGUCGAGCGCGCAGUGAAAGCGGCUGUAGACUCCGUCCUGCGGGAAAUUACUGAAGUUGUCGGCAGCAGAUUCACUGAGUUCCGAGUGGAAAUGACUGCAAUGAAGAGAGAGAAUGAAAGUCUGAAGCUGAGACUGGAAAUAUCAGAGAGCGAGCUGAGAGCCGUGCGAGGGUGUAUAAACGCUGCAGAUACAGACAUUAAACAGCCUUUCAUAUUUCAGGAUCCCAGAGAGAGCCACGCUAUCCCUGAAUCUGAUGCACAGGAGGAGCCAAAGAUAGAAGCAGUUUCCACACAAGAGGAGUCCUUUGAGCAGGAGUGCUGUGCAAGUCUAGUGCAGAUUACAGAGCUGCCGUUUGUUAAAGAUGAAGAGGUCCCUCAACAAGAAUGUGUUCCUAUCAAAGAGGAGUUCAUAGAGCAGGAAUGUGUCUCCAUCGCAGAGGAACUUCCUGCUGAAAAUAAUGCCUGUACACUUGAGGAGAACUACAAGCUGGGAUCCAGCCUGUGUGAUGAUUCUCCAUCUGAAUGUGAACUGGGAUUUAGAGCUUCUAAAGUAGCUGAAGGAGAACAUGACUCCACUCCAUCAUCCCAGUGCAAAAACUCUUCUAGUGGCAAACCACAGUGCAAGAACAACAGAGAAACAACAGCCCAAGGAGAGUAUGUGAAGACAUUGAGAACUCACUCAGUUAAAAUUCCUUCUUUACAAGACAGACCCCCUCUUACUGUGGAGAGUACAGAGACGCCACAUUCUGCAUGUUUUAACAGUUCUGAAACCCAGGGCAACUUGAAGACCUUGCCUUAUUCUAUUAAGGGUGGGAAGAGUUCCUGUCAAUUAGACGUUCCUGAAACUCACACAGGAAAUCCCUCUGGAGGGACUACAUUUUCCUGGGCUGAUUGUGGGAAGUGUUUCAGUUAUAUCACUGCUUAAAGGACACCAGCGCGUUCACACAGGAGAGAAAACUUCCCACAUACAGUACAGUGAUAAGAGUUUCACACCAGCGUUUCAUUCACACCAUCAAAUUCACACAGGAGAGAAACCUCAUCACUGUGCUGUUUGUGGGAAGAGAUUCAGCCUGUUUGGAAACCUUAAAAGACACCAUAAAAUUCACACAGGUGUGUAAUCCUCUCCCUGCAAUCUUACAGGACUCGAGAACAUUCUCAGAAUUGCAGACACUUGGGGACACCUAAACAACAGGAGAGCAUUUGACUAAAUACAGAAAUAUUUACUGAAAACAAAAGAAUAAACCUGCUUGAUAUAUAGGGUCACCCCUAACCACAGUCUGUUCAGAUCAAAAGCUCACGGACCACAAAUAUGAGCGAGUCUUGAGUCUUGCAUUCCUCAUGUUGUUGAGCAUUGGGAUUGUGUUCCAUCACAUUAGUAAUGUAUUAAACAGAUUGUUCUUAUGAAUUCACGUUUCUCUUGCUUUUCUCAUGCAUUGCUCAGACUCUUGCAGUGGCUUCUGUGGAAACUUCUUCAAUACCAGGUUGACUCUGUGCUACCUCAAGACACAGCACAGUGUACCACAGUUAUCAUGAGGGCAGCGUGAAGUGUAAAAGCAAUACUGUUUCCAGCAGGGGGUGUUAUUAUUUGUAGUGUUUUAGAUUGCAAGGCUGUGAGAUUUUAAACAGCAAUCUCACAUGACUGCGUGGAAGUUGGAAUCGGGGGUCAAGGAUUUAUAAACUGCAGAAUCAGGAAUAAAAGACUGAACAGACAUUUUCAGUACUUGGAAAUGGGAAUUUUAGCAACAAUGCCUGCAUCUUUUGUUUGAAGUAGAUUAUGAUUAGCUGCACUGCAGUUUAGUAUACAGCUCUGUACUAAAUCCACAAGUCUGUUGCAAUUGACCCACAUGGCUCUCAUUGCUGGCUUCAUCAUGAGCACUGGACACUGGGAAAUGUAGUUCUGAUGCCAUUUUAAAAUCUCAGAACUACAUUGUCUUUAACAUAUUUCUAUAAAUGAUGUGUUCUAUACCACUAUCUGUGCAAGAGGCUGAAAGCAGAGACACACAGUGCUGUUACAAACAAUGCCAGCAGCAUUCAUCGGGCGAGCCUGCUCAGCCUCUCCCCCAGAUUUACAGCCUAAUAAAGUCAAGGAUACCAAAUGUGCUUCCAGCAGUGGAAGAUGCUAUUGAUAGUGUUGAAGUGGAUACACAAGAGGCUGUCCCUGGAACAUCAGGUAUAAUUCACUACAAAAUGAGUAUUCAAAUCCAUUCAAAAUGAGAAUUCAAGUCA
Molecule: messenger RNA, 2917 nt
Organism: Polyodon spathula (Mississippi paddlefish)
Lineage: Eukaryota; Metazoa; Chordata; Actinopteri; Acipenseriformes; Polyodontidae
Exons: 3
Coding region: 642-1616 (324 amino acids)
Source: RefSeq, a predicted model, not a curated record